CCAUUUAUAGAUUAUAGUCAAACUCCACCACAGUCGAGAGAAGAGAGAAGAAGUGGAAAAUAUCAUAUCAGAGACAGAAAUGGAGGAAGCUAAUAAGGGAACUGUGAAGCACGUACUGCUUGCGAAAUUCAAAGAUGGGGUAAGCCCUGAGAAAAUCGAAGAACUCAUCAAAGGUUACGCCAACCUCGUCAAUCUCAUCGAACCUAUGAAAGCUUUCCACUGGGGAGAAGAUGUGAGCAUUGAGAAUCUCCACCAAGGUUACACUCACAUAUUUGAAUCCACAUUUGAGAGCAAAGAAGCUGUUGCUGAGUACGUUGCUCAUCCCGUUCACGUUGAAUUCGCCACCAUGUUCCUAGGCAGCUUGGAUAAAGUUUUGGUUAUAGACUACAAACCUACCUCUGUGUCUCUCUAAUUACGUUGCUGCAGCCAAUUCUCUCAUCUUGUGAUCUUGUUCAAUAAAGUAUCUUCCUUUUCAGUUAUGACCUUUUUGGUUUGCCCUUCAUUGUUCUCAUCUUUUCCUAUGGUGUUGACUUGAUGUGUAAAACGAUCUUGAGUUUUUUUUACUGGAUAAUGAAGAGAGUUUGGUUUCAGA
Molecule: messenger RNA, 592 nt
Organism: Camelina sativa (false flax)
Lineage: Eukaryota; Viridiplantae; Streptophyta; Magnoliopsida; Brassicales; Brassicaceae
Product: stress-response A/B barrel domain-containing protein HS1
Biological process (GO): pollen tube adhesion
Source: RefSeq, a predicted model, not a curated record